Molecule: messenger RNA, 401 nt
Organism: Coniophora puteana RWD-64-598 SS2
Lineage: Eukaryota; Fungi; Basidiomycota; Agaricomycetes; Boletales; Coniophoraceae
Exons: 5
Source: RefSeq, a predicted model, not a curated record
GGGAGAUGCUGCUGGGUGAAUCUGUGGUUCGCCCUUUCCCUCUCCUCCUACCCCCAUACCGUGCUUACGUUCGUCGUAAAAUCGCUCUCCGUCGUCCUCAAAAUUUCGCUGCUCAACGUCCCAGAAAUUAUCGUCAUUAUCUUCAUCGUCGUCAAGAUUGUUGUCCGUCUCCCCUGUGUCGACCUCUCUUGCUGUGUCCCAAGGAUCACGCCUUUCUCUCGUCGCUAUCGUCAAGAAAAUCCAAACCCCAAAAAUAUCUCGUCUCUCUUGCUCUGUUCCCUUCUCGUCUUGUCUCUUCUCGUCUCAAGAAACUCUCAAAAUAACAAAAACAUCUCGUCUCUCUUCCUCCGUUCUGCGUCUCCUUUCAAGAAAUUCUAAAACCGACAAAAACAUCUCGUCUC